Rhinocladiella mackenziei CBS 650.93 is the source of this 966-nucleotide messenger RNA. RefSeq lists its product as uncharacterized. Gene Ontology annotation, cellular component: U2-type spliceosomal complex. The record is from RefSeq and is a predicted model, not a curated record. The transcript has a single exon. Lineage: Eukaryota; Fungi; Ascomycota; Eurotiomycetes; Chaetothyriales; Herpotrichiellaceae. Gene Ontology annotation, biological process: snoRNA splicing. Bases 1 to 966 code for a protein of 321 amino acids. Gene Ontology annotation, molecular function: metal ion binding.
AUGGAGGAACCACAGCCUGGCGUUGAUGUUCCCCAAGUCACAUUCAAGAAGCGCAAUGUUAAGUCCAAAUCAACCAUUCGAAAAAGAGCCGUCACUCCUCCACCAGAAAACGAUUCUGACUCAGGUUUCACAUCUUCAGAGGAUGAGGAGGGGAGACAGAUAAAAAGGCGACGAAAGAAUGCAGGAGUUACAGCGUCUUCAUUUGAAAACCCCCGACAUCGACCGAUACCAGACGAACAGACCUCGGCUGCGGCCGUGGUGGCGCCUACGAACAAAGAUGAUGCCAUAAAAACCUCAAAUUGGUUCGACGAAGAUGGCGAUAAAACUUCAGAUAAUCAAGUGAUCAAGUCCUCGGAUUCUACAGCACCGGAUGGCACCUACAAGGGAGUGGCAAAUUAUCAGUCGUUCAUACAGAAGAAUCCAAACCAUGCAGCAAAGCAAGUGGGACCUGUGAAAUCCUCGAGCAAUGUGAGGACCAUCACGGUGACCGAUUUUGCUCCGGAUGUAUGUAAGGAUUACAAACAGACGGGAUUUUGUGGAUUUGGGGACAGUUGCAAGUUUCUACACGCAAGAGAGGAUUAUAAACAAGGCUGGCAGCUUGAUCGAGAUUGGGAAAUCGACACCAAAGGAAAGAAGUUAUCGGGAAAGAUUGUGGCAUCUGCCAACCGAAACGGCCAGUCUGCCCAAGACGAUGAGGACGAUGAAGCGCUCUUGGAAAGUAUACCGUUUGCCUGCAUCAUUUGCAGAGAGUCGUACACAAAUCCUAUUGUUACGAAAUGUGGGCAUUACUUUUGUGAGGCAUGCGCUUUGAAACGAUAUCGGAAAGAUCCUUCAUGUGCUGCUUGUGGCUCAGGGACAGGAGGAGUGUUCAAUGUGGCAAAGAAAUUGAAUCGCUUGUUAGAAAAGAAACGAGAGCGGGAGAAGCAAAAAAGGGAGACGGCCAUUGGGGCCGGAGAGGUGGUUUAA